CUGCAGGUCUCUGUGUGAUAUGAUAAAGCCACUAGUCUGUACUGCAGGUCUCUGUGUGAUAUGAUAAAGCCACUAGCCUGUAAGAUUUCAAGUCAUUUAAACGAAUGGAAUAUAGGACAUAAAUAAAUAUUUACAAUUAUCUUACCUUGUCAUAACCAAGAAGCUAAUAACCUAUUAGCAUACUCAAAUGUUUUUGUUUUUGAUGUUAAACUUACAACUUAUGUUGUCUCUCUGUCUCUCAGGGGGAGGACACUGACUGUCUGAUAUCAUGGAUCAGACUCCUCAGUCUCUCGCUCCAGUCCAGCAUUCUGGUCCUUCGUCCUCCAUUACGUCUCAACCUGCCCCUACUCCGUCCUCCAUCAUGGCUCAACCUGCUCAUCCACCGUCCUCCAUUAUGGCUCAGGGUGGUUCUGUUGUCGCUGCACCCCAACUUGUUGGCUGCAGUGUUGCAGGUUCAGUUUAUCAAAACAUCAGCGUUUCUAUGCCUUCGCACGGUGCUGAUGAAGAUCUGCCAAAAAUCAAGGACAAACACAAGUCCAACAUGAAGAAGAAGUUUGGGAGCAUCUUUGAGGGGCUUGGAAAACGGGGAAACCCAACAUUACUUGACAAGAUCUACACAGAACUCUACAUCACAGCUGGAGAGAGUGAAGGGGUUAAUAAGGAGCAUGAGGUUUGGCAGAUUGAAGAUACUGCUCGGACCGAAGCAUUUCAAGACGAUGCAAUCAACUGCAAUGACAUUUUUAGACCUUUAGACCCAAAGACAAAGGAACAUAAUGACAAAUCCCAAUGCAAACAAGAGGUACCCAUCAGAACUGUGCUGACAAAGGGCAUCGCUGGCAUCGGAAAAACAGUCUCAGUGCAGAAGUUCAUCCUUGACUGGGCAGAAGGAAUAGCCAAUCAGGAUGUAGAUUUUGUCUUCACACUUCCAUUUAGGGACUUGAAUUUGAUCAAAGACGACUGCAAUCUCUUGAAACUCCUGAGUGACUUCCACCCUGAACUAACAGAUAUGCAGGACGCAAAGAAGGUGGUCGACGGUAAAGUUGUAUUCAUCUUCGAUGGCCUCGAUGAAAGCCAACUUCCACUGUGUUUCCAUAACAACAAGAGGUUGUCUAAUGUAACCGAGAAAACAUCAGUGGACGUGCUGCUGACAAACCUCAUCAAGGGGAAUCUGCUUCCUGAAGCUCUCCUCUGGAUAACCUCCCGACCAGCAGCAGUUGAUAAGAUACCCUCUGACUGUUUUGACCGUGUCACUGAAGUUCGAGGAUUCAACGACCCACAGAAGGAAGAAUACUUCAAGAAGAGAUUCAGUGAUGAUGAGAACAUGGCCAGCAAAAUCAUCUCCCACAUAAAGACAUCAAGGAGCCUCCACAUCAUGUGCCACAUACCGGUCUUCUGUUGGAUUACUGCCAAGGUUUUCGGGGACAUGUUGAGCGAAAAUGACCAUGGAAAAGUCCCUCUAACUGAGAUGUACAUUCGCUUCCUACUCACUCUGACAAACAUGAAGAACAAGAAGUACCAUGGGGAAAACCAACCAGAUCCUCGUAAUCUGUCAGAGUCUGACGUACAGAUCAUUCUGAAGCUUGGAAAGCUUGCCUUCCAAAACCUGGAAAAGAGCAAUCGGGUGUUUUCUGAAGACUAUUUGAGAGAGUGUGGCAUUGAUGUCAACGAAGCCUUCUUGCUCUCAGGGAUGUGCACAGAGAUCUUCAGAGAGGAGGACCCUAUGUUUCAAGCAAAGAUGUACAGCUUUGUGCAUCUCACAAUUCAAGAGUUCUUUGCAGCACUCUAUGUUGCUUACUCAUAUGCCAGUGAAAAUGUCAGCCCAUUUCGUUUCAGAGACUACCAAGAGCUACCAAGAAAAAAUGACAGUGAUUCCGGGGACACAUAUUUUGGAGACAGGGAUGAUGACUGCAGAGAUGAUGACUGCAUGGAUGAUGACUGCAGGGAUGAUGACUGCAGGGAUGAUGACUGCAGGGAUGAUAACUGCAGGGAUGAUGACCGCAGGGAUGAUGACGGCAGGGAUGAUGACUACAGGGAUGAUGACUACAGGGAUGAUGACUGCAGGGAUGAUGACUGCAGGGAUGAUGACGGCAGGGAUGAUGACUGCAGGGAUGAUGACUGCAGGGAUGAUGGCUACAGGGAUGAUGGCUACAGGGAUGAUGACUACAGGGAUGAUGACUGCAGGGAUGAUGACUGCAGGGAUGAUGACUACUGGGAUGAUGACGGCAGGGAGGAUGACUGCAGGGAGAAUGACUGCAGGGAUGAUGACGGCAGGGAUGAUGACGGCAGGGAUGAUGACGGCAGGGAUGAUGACUGCAGGGAUGAUGGCGACAGUGAUGAGGGCUACAGGGAUGAUAGCUGGAGCGAGGAUGAAGACUACAGACCACAACACAGAGGUUCUCAGCAGCUACAGAAAACACUGCAUGACUUGCAGAGGAGUGCGGUGGAUGAAUCUUUGAGCAGCAAGACCGGUCACCUAGACCUCUUCCUCCGCUUCCUUCUGGGCAUCUCACUGGAGUCCAAUCAGAUCCUCUUGAAAAGCCUAAACCUCCAGACAAAGGGAGACGCAGAAAGCAUCCAGAAGACCAUCCAGUACAUCAAGGAUAGACUUUCAGACAAAAAACAAAGACAAUAUCCCUCCCCAGAGAGGUGCAUCAAUCUCUUUCUCUGUUUGAUUGAGUUGAACGAUCCCUUGUUUGUGAAUUAAAUGAACCUCUUAAUAAAUGGA
Oncorhynchus gorbuscha (pink salmon) is the source of this 2725-nucleotide messenger RNA. RefSeq names its product NACHT, LRR and PYD domains-containing protein 4E-like. The transcript has 2 exons. The record is from RefSeq and is a predicted model, not a curated record. Lineage: Eukaryota; Metazoa; Chordata; Actinopteri; Salmoniformes; Salmonidae. The coding region runs from base 269 to 2704 and encodes 811 amino acids.